AUGAUGCUACGGGAUCUCAAGGAAAGGAGAGUGAUUGAGGAUAGUCAAUCCCCAUGGGCGUCCCCUAUAGUGUUAGUAGCGAAGAAGGAUGGAACCAUACGGUUAUGUGUGGAUGUAAGAGAACGAAAAACGCGAGAGUUACCCUUGACCGCACUAUUGAGCAUGGCACUCCAGAAUCUACAAGGCGCUCGGGGCCCUCCGGCGCGCCUUUACCUCGCUAGGACCUGGCUAGUGGCUACUGGUAGCCGGCUGCGUAGGGCGGAGCCAAAUUAG
Ostertagia ostertagi is the source of this 273-nucleotide messenger RNA. The record is from the annotation of a GenBank genome assembly. Lineage: Eukaryota; Metazoa; Nematoda; Chromadorea; Rhabditida; Trichostrongylidae.